AUGAGAAGUCAUCUUGUUUUGUUCGCACUCUUCUGGAUCGCUAAGCUGGUCAAAGGGUAUGGUGGAUUCACCUGCCCAAAUGGCUGGUGGCAGCGGCAGGAUAGGUGUUAUAAAUAUUUGAGCAAAUUAAUACCUUUACCGUACGAAACUGGAAAAGGCGAGUGUGCCUAUUUGGGGGCGCAACUCUACGUUCCGAACUCGGACAGCGAAUACGACGACGUCGCCGGGUUUAUAUCCUCGUCACCUCCUUUGUUUAACUACGUCUGGAUUGGAUGUGACGAGAAGGACAUCGAUGGCGUGUUCCAGUGCGUGGAUGGCACCCAGCUCGAUACUACAAGCGAUUGGUGGGAAGACUCGGAGCCCGACGCAGGAAAUGGUGAGAAGUGCAUUGACAUCAAGAUUAGCUUAUCAAAGCUCCUUGACAGUACUUGCACCGAUCUAGACAUCAUUCUAUGUGAAGGUCCAGCGAAUGCUCUUCCAACAUCGGCUGUUCCUACGACUGAAGGCAUAUCGACGAUCUUGACCUCUGGUGCUCCUUCAAUCACGUCGCCGUUAUCUGCAACUACAGCACAAUCCACCAUUGACACCACCACCCCCACCGCCACCACCAUCGACACCACCACUCCGACCAUUGACACCACCACCACCACCACCGCCACCACCAUCGAAACCACCACUCCGACCAUUGACACCACCACCACCGCCACCACCAUCGACACCACCACUCCGACCAUAGACACCACCACCACCGCCACCAACAUCGACACCACCACUACGACCAUUGACACCACUUACACUUCUAACACAACCACCAGCAGAACCACAAACACCAUCGACACCACCACCAAUACCAAUAGUGUGACAUUACGUCGAAAGAAAUCACGUACUCGUACCAGCACAACCACCAACACUACCGCCAACAAUACCACCAACACCACCACCACCACCACCGAUAACCCCAUCCGACGUCAGUCAGCAUUGUUCUUCGUUCAAGAGGAACCCGACGGGAGCCACCUCCCUGGAAACUGUCUUUCGGGCCACACUCUGGAGAAGCAUAAAGACAAGGAGAAGGCACUGGCAUUAUGUGAGUUUCAUGAUGCGCAAGUCUAUGUACCAAAUUCGGACAGUGAAUAUAAUGCCGUCUCCGUCUACCUAGCUUCCAAAUCACAUCAACUUACAAGCAGGUAUGUGUGGAUCGGGUGUGACGAGAUCGCGGACGAUGGCGUGUUCCAGUGCCUUGAUGGAACCCAGCUCGACAUCGAGAGUGAUUGGUGGGGUAACUCUUUCCCGUUGGCAGGGGGUACAUAUAGAUGCGUUGAUAUUGAUGUGGUCGCCUCCCCGUACAGAAUAUACGAUAUUUCAUGCGGGAAUUGGAACAUCGUUUUCUGUGAAGCCAAACCUCUUCUGUCAACAUCCGUUCCUACACAAGGGCAAGUGACCACCUCCUCCUCCUCAGCCACGCCUAUCUCCCUGACCAGCAUUGCUCCAAUGUUACCCACAAAUACGGCUAAAUUCACUGACGACACCACAAUCAACGCAGCCACCCCCAGCAGUACCAUCACCACGAUCACCGAUACUGCCACAUCAGCAGCCAUUAAUACGAACACUGACAACGAUAAUGCCCUCACUACCACAACCACGAUGACUACCACCGAUACUACCACAUCGGGUGCCACCAAUACCAACACAGUCAACGCUAAUGCCAUCACUACCACCAUCACGACUACCACCGAUACCAUCACAGCGGGUGCCACCAAUACCGACACAGUCAACAGCGUUAACGCCACCACCAUCCCCACGACCACCUCCACCACCACCAUUGCCACUGAUUCUACCACACCAGAUACCACAAGUACCGACAGCGUUAACGCCACCACCACCACCACCACCACCACCACCACUACCACGACUAUCACCGAUACUACUACAUCGGGUGCCACUAAUACCAACACAGUCAACGCUAAUGCCAUUACUACCAGCACCACUACCACAGAUACUACCACAUCGGGUGCCACCAAUACCAACACAGUCAACGCUAACGCCAUCACUACCACCAGCACGACUACCACCAAUACUAUCAGGUCGGAUGCCACAAAUACCGACAAAGUCAACAAUGUUAACGCCACCACCAUCCCAACCAACACCACCAACAUUAACACUGAUUCUACUAUAUUAGAUACCUCAAAUACCGAAAGCGUUAACGCCAUCAAUACCAUCACCGCGACUAUCACCGAAACUACCACAUCGGGUGCCAACAAUAUCAACACAGUCAACACAAAUGCCAUCACUCCAACCACCACCACGACUACAGAUAGUACCACAUCGGGUGUCACCAAUACCAACACAGUCAACGCCAACGCCAUCACUACCACCACAUAUACCAAUCGUGGUACCUCUCCAUGUGUCUGCCAAUUCACGUUUGAGGAAGAUUUCUGA
Molecule: messenger RNA, 2436 nt
Organism: Strongylocentrotus purpuratus (purple sea urchin)
Lineage: Eukaryota; Metazoa; Echinodermata; Echinoidea; Camarodonta; Strongylocentrotidae
Product: mucin-5AC-like
Exons: 9
Coding region: 1-2436 (811 amino acids)
Source: RefSeq, a predicted model, not a curated record